Molecule: messenger RNA, 531 nt
Organism: Diprion similis
Lineage: Eukaryota; Metazoa; Arthropoda; Insecta; Hymenoptera; Diprionidae
Gene: mRpS14
Product: 28S ribosomal protein S14, mitochondrial
Exons: 3
Coding region: 51-449 (132 amino acids)
Biological process (GO): translation
Cellular component (GO): mitochondrial small ribosomal subunit; ribosome
Molecular function (GO): structural constituent of ribosome
Source: RefSeq, a predicted model, not a curated record
CUUUCAGGGUUGCCAACUGUCCAACAUUAUAGUAGUUACACGAUACAAACAUGUCCGCCUUAGGCACCGGAGUCUCGUCGUUGUCAAAAUACGUUUGGAAAGCUCCCGAGCUCGCAGGAUUUGGCUUUCAACAAGUUCGUAACAAAUGGGUCGGAUGGAAAAUGAUACGUGAUGUCAAGCGGAGGAACAUGGUCAAGCAAUACGCUCCUGAAAGGCUGAGGAUCAAUUCUAUCAGGAAAAAUACAAUACUACCUGUGGAACUGAGGGAAAUUGCGGAUCAAGAAAUCGCGGCGUUCCCGCGUGAUUCCUGCUUCACAAAGGUUCACAAUCGAUGCGUCGUUACUUCAAGAGCAAGAAGUGUUAUCCCGCGGUGGAGAGUUUCUCGCAUAAUCUUUCGUGACCUUGCAGAUCACAACCAGCUGUCUGGCGUUCAACGUGCCAUGUGGUAGAUUUAUAUAUCUGUAACGGUUUCUGCAACUUGUAGAUAAAAUUUCGAUAAAAAUAGAAUAAUUCUAGGAUAACUCCUAUUUU